Messenger RNA from Gracilinanus agilis (Agile Gracile Mouse Opossum), 2925 nucleotides. It is a transcript of the gene CCDC57, whose product is annotated as coiled-coil domain containing 57. The record is from RefSeq and is a predicted model, not a curated record. Lineage: Eukaryota; Metazoa; Chordata; Mammalia; Didelphimorphia; Didelphidae. The transcript is spliced from 17 exons. Bases 1 to 2925 code for a protein of 974 amino acids.
AUGCUACCACAGGAGAAAGAACUUGAUGAGCUGUUGGCUUGUAAAAAAGAAGAGUGGAAAACACUUCAAGCCCUUCGAGCCCAGCUGCAAGAAACAGCCCUGCAGGAUGCCCAGCGGCAGCUUCAGGAAGCAAAGGAAAAACUCAGUCAAUUGAAAAAGGACUUCACCUAUAAUUUGCAGGUCCUAGAGGAACGGGACUGUGAGCUAGAGCGUUAUGAUGCUGCUUUUGCCCAAACCAGUAUGUUGGAGGAAGCCAGAAAGGCAGAGGUGAGUGAGCUCAAGAUUGAAGUAGCCAAGCUAAAGCAAGCUGUUGCCAAGGAAACCAGGAAGAGAGAGGAACUACAGCAGCUCUAUCAGCACCGACUGCAGGAGCAUCGUCUGGAGCUGGAGCAGAUACACAGUAACAAGAACUGUGAAAUUGACCACCAUCGAGAACAAUAUGAAAAGUUGAAGUGGCAGUUGGAAAGAAAACUCCAGGAACUAGAUGGAGAGCUUGCUUUGCAGAAACAGGAACUUCUAGCAGAGUUUGAAUCUGAGCUGAAAAAGAGAGAGCAUGAGUUUCGACUUCAGGCUGAUGAUAUGAGUAACAUAGUCUUGACCCAUGAGCUCAAGGUAAAGUUCUUGGCCAAAGAACUUGAGGCUCUUAAGGUGGCUGGUAUUAAAGCUGCAGAAUCCUUACUGGUAGCAGAAACAACUAAUUUGGAGCUGGAGAAAGAAGUGAAGCGCAAAGACUUGGAAAUCAAGGAUCUGACAGCCGUGAAAAAUGCCAGGAUAAAAGACUUAGAGGGAAAACUCCAGUCCGUACAGCUGAUCAGGAAAAAAGAAGAAGAAAUAUUUAAGAGGAAACAUGAAGAACUGGAUCGCUUUGCCAGAGAAAAAGAUGCAGUGCUCACUGCAGUGAAGGAGGCCAAUGUAGAACAUGUACAGAAGUUAGAGGCCAAAGUUCUUGAACACCAAGCCAGUCAUGAUACUCUUGAGAUGGAACUGAGAAGAUCUGAGUGGAGACAGGUGGAUGCCUUAAAAGAAAAGGACAUUGUCAUUGCCAAGCUUCAAGAAGAUGCGGCAGCAAUGAAAUCUGCCUGGGAUGCUCAGAUUGCACAAAUAUCCAAGGAAACUAUUUCCAGAGACCUUCAGAUUCAUAUAUUACAAGAAGAGGAAGUGAAGCUGAAGGCACAACUAGCCAGGUUCCAGCAGGACAUUGAAAGGUACAAACAGCAGCUGUCUCUAGCAAUGGAACGGGAGCAGAUCCUAGAACGUGACAAGGUACAGGUAGAACUGGACUGGCAAAGUCGCUGUGAAAAUGCUGAAAGGAACCAGUAUGAGAAAUCAGAGGAUUUGAUACAGGGCUUAACAACAGCCAGAAACCAGGUUGCUGCCCAGCUCCAAGAGACAGAGCAGAAGUUAUGUGAAAUGAAAACAGUACUGAAGGCUAUAAUCUUUGAAAGAGAUCAGGCAAUUCACACACUCAGUUUGCAUGGUUUACUUCCUGAAAAGGAGAAAAAGGUGCUCCUAACAGAUCACAAAAUAAAUGGAAGUAAAGGUUUUCCAUCCAGUGAGAUUCAGAAGCUACAGGAACAAAAUACAAACUUACGUACUGCAAUUGCACAAAUGAGAAGGGAAAUGGAGGCUCUAAAUGAUCAAGUCCCGUCUUUUAUCAUCACUGGAAAGAAGACCUUAAAUGCAGCAGUAGCCUGUGAUCCAGAAGCUACAUCAGACACAUUAAUUUCUGGUUAUUUGCUGGCUGAUAAAGUUUCUAUUGAGAUGGCUUUGAAGAAGCUACAAGCCAAAGCAGUUCUUUUGGAUUCCAUGGUAACACAGCUCAAACAAAAGGUGCAGCAGAAACCAUUGGACAUGGAUGAGUUCCAGGCCCAGCUCUCUAGUCAGCUAGAGCAAGUACAUUUAGAAAUUUCAGGGCUACAGGAACAGGUAACUCAGCUCAAGAUGCAUUUCAGUAUAGUCAAGAGGGAAGCAGGGAAGACUUCUAACAAGAAUCAACAACAAAUCCCAGAAUCUUUGAUGCUUGGGAAAGAGAGUCAGAUGACCGAAAAACCUCUAGAAGGAACUACAGACCGAAAAGAUGAAUUUGACCAAAUGGGUGCUGGAAAUCAGGCUCAGCCUCUUGAGGCCUUUUCCAUGCAAAUGUUGCAGAAGAAACUGAAGGAAGCAGCAAGAAAAAUCUCCAGCCUAAGCCAAGAGAAGCAGCAGCUUAUUGAAAUGGGAAACAGACUUCGGGCUGAACUGGGUAAAACAAAGGGUCAUCCUAUGAAGUUCUCACAGCAUCUAUUUCAAAGUAUGUCUGGGACCUUAUAUCCAAAAACACUAAUCAGAGACACUGGGCAUCAUUUCUUAGCUUUGGAGCAGCCUCAGGGAAGACUCACAACUCAGGAGCUACAGUAUGCCCAGCAAGACUAUUUCUCCAGAUUCUCUGAAAAUGCCCCAGAAACUUUAACCAGAAAUGAUGCUCCAAGCAAUUUUGAGGAAGAACCAAAGUUGCCUCCUGCUCAGAUCCAGCUUAACACUCCCACGAGGAUUAGCAAAUCAGCUCAGGAGAAAGAAAACAGGUCUCCAGUGCCAACUGAGGCCCAAGAACUGCAUGAGGAAAAUAGGCAACUUACUCAAAGAUCAUCAUCUCAGGCUGGCAGCUCCCUCCAAGAUAUAUGGAAGAUAUUGGAUUUGGGAUCUAGUCCUUCUGGCUUCACUUCUCAAGACGACUCCCUUCCAGUGGAGAUCUCAGUACCCAGGGCAGCUGACAGCCUCCAAGAAAGGAACCAGGAUACAGUAGGGACUUCCAGAGCUUUUACCAUUGAAGGGAUGAAGUUGGAGGUCCAGCCAAGGCCAAAAUCCACCAAGCCCUCUAAGCCCCAUCCUGCAAAACCAAAAAUUACCCAGAAAUCAAAAAUCAGGAACUAUAAUGUGAAGGAAUAA